GACACCCGAAAUACCGGUAGCAGCAGCCCGAAGAUAAGAUUUCGAUCUCAUGAGAAUUGCUAAAGGGAGACCUAAUUCAUCGCCAUCUGGCCAAUAUUUUCCCAGCAGAUAUUUCCUGUCAGUAUCUACACUUGUCAGUCAUUACCGGUACCGAUGCCCCGCCGCCGGACCAACAGCAUCUCCGCCACAGUAUUGUUCCCGGCCCGGCCGGAAAACAGAGAAAGGGGCACCGUUAACGCGUUAGACCGGGAAAUAGGUUGGAGUACAGAAGUGAAGAGACCUCUGUCCAAAUCCUCACUGCAGAAUUCCCGCCGGGGUCGGAACUCCGAAAAUGGCAGAUCCAACACACUGUACUGUCAGGAGUAUCUCUUGCUCUUCCGUAUUUCCUCUUUCCCCCCCUAUUGGAUUUCGAUUGAGGUUUCCAGGUUUUGUCACUCCCGGUGCGUUUCUGCUGAUGAACCCUUCCCCGUCUAACCCGCUUCCCGGUCCGAUACGCUAUCAUAUGGUAAAAUCCCCUUCUGGGGGGCCAACGAUAAGAGCUGUCAACGGUAACCCAAUGCCCGCGGGUUUACCUUUUAAACCUCUCUGGCUCAACAGUUAAGUUUGUUUUUACCGUCCUAUCUAUCACUCUCCCUUCCCUUCCUUUCCGCCUUUUCAUCUUCCCUCAUUACCACCAUUCCCAAGAACGUUUUACGAGAAUAUUUCCCCUCUACUUCAUCCCAUCUCACUGCCACUAGCAAUCGAGAGCUCGAAAGCAUUUCCAUUUCAUUGAAACUUAUUCACUUCCCUUCGGAUGUCUGUGUUUUCACCCUCGGAAUCCUUGCAUAGGAUUUCCCCCUCACCUCACCCCCCCUCACACAACCACUCUCAAAGGAAAGCUUGAGAACAUUUACAUCCCACUACAAGCUACCCAACCCCCCUCCCGAGAAAGGCGCGGGUCCGCCUCCCCCUUUUUUUUAUACCUAUUUCACAUCUGAAAACGAACCCGUUGACAGCAACACUUUACUACAGAACAACAAGUUGGUUCCUCGCCAUUGUCGGGGGCUUGUUGAAUGGGUUUUCUAGAGGGAUGGAUUGUUUGUUGGUAUUGACAUUAACUGUUAUCUGGAGCAUUUGGGUACCUCCUCUUCCCCUUUUGAUGCCCGUAGUGUUCAGGUGUGUUUACUCAUAUGUUUACCGUCUUGCUCAUAGCUUGCCGAAGAGGAGAGAUGGAUGGAUGGAUGGAGCAAGGUGUAUUAGGGGUCUUGAGCUAACAAAAGCCUCUCUACCUUUCCUCUCAACUCAAAUUUAUUUAUUUUGGCUCUUUCACAUGUGUGAAUGUGCCCCGUACCAUUCAUUAGUUUCCGGAUUCACUGGUUCUUCCUAGACAAGAGCGAUCUCCUGUGACAAUUGUUAUGAUGAAACCAAAAUUUCUCUCGCUCCCUACGCAUUGGUCUUCCGUCAUGGGGGAAAAGAAAAUGAAACCCCAGACUAUAACAUAUAA
Molecule: messenger RNA, 1483 nt
Organism: Tuber aestivum (summer truffle)
Lineage: Eukaryota; Fungi; Ascomycota; Pezizomycetes; Pezizales; Tuberaceae
Source: the annotation of a GenBank genome assembly